Molecule: messenger RNA, 1543 nt
Organism: Varroa destructor (honeybee mite)
Lineage: Eukaryota; Metazoa; Arthropoda; Arachnida; Mesostigmata; Varroidae
Gene: Ublcp1
Product: Ubiquitin-like domain-containing C-terminal domain phosphatase 1
Biological process (GO): protein dephosphorylation; regulation of proteasome assembly
Cellular component (GO): nucleus
Molecular function (GO): protein binding; protein serine/threonine phosphatase activity
Source: RefSeq, a predicted model, not a curated record
CUUUUUGACAGCAUUUUCUAGUUUUCGUUGAUUUUUGAAUCGUUAAUUUUGAAUAUCCUUAUACUUAUAUAUAUAACUUUCUCAUAACGAAGUAUCCCUAGAUAUUUGGUCGAUGCGUGUGCGCAAUCAGUAUAUUUUGUUAGCAGUAUCGGACACCUUUACGCGGAAUGAGUUUCACUCAUCGAUUGGCAGUAGCACAAAUUCGAAGAAGAUAGCUUGUCAGCAACGACGAACUAAUUCAUCAAUCUACAUCACUGGUAUAUGUAAUACACUGCCAGCAUAAUAACAACAUUUCUUGUGUGUACACAAGCAAACCGGUAAUGAAUUGUUGUCAACGAAAGAAAAUGUCAGAAAGUUCUCUGCCAACGUUCGCGGUAAAGUGGUCCGGAAAGGAGUUUCCCAUCGAAGGCCUAUCUGAUAGCACCACACUUGCUGAUCUCAAGCAGCUUCUCAUGGAAAAGACUGGUGUUCGAGUGGAGAGACAGAAGAUCAUGGGUCUCAAAUGUAAAGAUCGUAGAAGUUCAAAAUUGAUCAUAACGAAGCACAAGCGGCGCCAAAACGCCUUGCCAACAGAAGUAUCAAGUCGCCCAGCCGGUGAUACGGACUGUCUAAAGGAUAUGGGCGUAAAGGAGAAACAGAAAUUGAUGAUGAUCGGAAGCCUUGAGGAGAGCAUACGCGAAGCCGCGAAAGCACCGAAUCCCGAAGAAAUGCCGGAGGUAGUAAAUGACUUGAGCAUGGAAGAGGACAUUAUUGCAGUGGCAGAUCGACCUGAAUUUCUAGACAAAAUUCAGAAGCGGGUUGAAACCAUUGAGAUCAAGGAAAUAAACGCACCUCGAGAAGGGAAGAAGCUACUGGUGCUAGAUAUUGACUAUACCCUAUUCGACCAUAAAUCGUCAGCGGAAAGCGCUGCUGAGUUGAAACGACCGUUUCUUCAUGAAUUUCUGGCUUCGGCGUACGAAGAUUAUGACAUUGUCAUAUGGAGCGCUACCUCUAUGAAAUGGGUCGACGUUAAAAUGAAGGAACUCGGCGUCACAGGUCAUGAAAAGUACAAGAUUCUGUUCCAUCUUGACUCAUCUGCAAUGAUCUCUGUUUGGAUUCCUGAUAAGGGACUUAUCGAUUGCAAACCGCUUGGAGUCAUAUGGGGCAAAUAUCCCCAGUAUAAUCGUCAGAACACAAUCAUGUUUGACGACGUCUCUCGCAAUUUCAUCAUGAACCCGCAAAAUGGACUCAAAAUUAAGCCGUUCAGGGAUGCCCACUUUACUCGAGACGAGGACAGGGAGUUGAUCCAGCUUGCCAGAUACCUGAAAUGCAUUGCUCGCCUAGAUGAUUUCACGAAGCUACGUCACAGAAAAUGGGAACGCUACCUUGACAAGUACGACAAAUAACGUAUGGAAAUAAAUUUGAAAGAUUUUUUUGCCCAAAACAGCAAAUCAACACAAGUUUCAUAAUUCAAAUACUAUAAGGCUUAAAAAAGAACCCAAAACUUUGAUAUCGUUUUCUGGUGGUCUAACAAAGGUCAAUAAGAUGUAUUAUAUAUAAAUAU